UCCAGGAGCCAUUCGAUCCACAUUCACUUCCACUUUCACUUCUACACACACCAUCUCUCUCUCUCUUCUCUCUCUCUCUCUCUCUCUCUCUCUCUCUCUCUCUCCCACAAAAUGCCCUUUCCCUUUGUUUUCUUCACAUCAUGAAGAUACUGACUGGUUGAGGCUUCCAAAACUUUCCAGUUUACAGCUUAGUAAUGGGGACUCCAGUGAAUAUUAUUGUGGGUUCUCAUGUCUGGGUUGAAGACCCAGAUGAAUCUUGGAUUGAUGGACAGGUAUCAAAAAUCAAUGCGAAGGAUGCCGAAAUUGAAACUACCAAUGGAAAGAAGGUUGUUGCACAAUUAUCAAAAUUAUAUCCCAAAGAUAUGGAAGCUCCUGCUGGUGGAGUGGAUGAUAUGACUAAGCUGUCCUAUUUGCAUGAACCUGGAGUCCUGCAGAACUUAAAAAGUAGAUAUGAAUUGAAUGAAAUAUAUACUUAUACUGGAAACAUUCUGAUUGCAAUAAAUCCAUUCCAAAGACUUCCUCAUAUUUAUGAUUUGCACAUGAUGCAACAAUACAAGGGCGCACCAUUUGGAGAGUUAAGCCCUCAUGUAUUUGCAGUUGCUGAUGUUGCAUACAGGGCAAUGGUUAAUGAAAGAAAAAGCAAUUCAAUUCUGGUCAGUGGGGAAAGUGGAGCUGGUAAAACUGAAACUACAAAAAUGCUCAUGCGAUACCUUGCUUUCUUAGGUGGAAGGGCUGUCACAGAAGGACGAACAGUUGAACAACAAGUUCUUGAAUCAAAUCCAGUUCUGGAAGCUUUUGGCAAUGCUAAAACUGUCAGGAAUAACAAUUCCAGUCGUUUUGGUAAAUUUGUUGAGAUCCAAUUUGAUAAGAGUGGAAGAAUCUCAGGAGCAGCCAUUCGAACAUACCUUCUAGAGAGAUCUCGGGUUUGCCAAAUUAAUGAUCCUGAACGCAACUACCACUGUUUUUAUCUUCUUUGUGCUGCACCACAAGAGGAAAUUGAGAAAUACAAAUUAGGAAAUCCUAAAGCAUUUCAUUACCUUAACCAGUCAAAAUGCUAUGAACUGGCUGAUGUAAGUGAUUCUCGUGAGUAUCUUGCCACCAGGAGAGCUAUGGAUAUUGUUGGAAUAAGCCAAAAAGAGCAGGAAGCAAUUUUCAGAGUUGUUGCUGCAAUUCUUCAUAUUGGUAAUAUUGAUUUUUCCAAAGGAAAGGAAGUUGAUUCAUCAAUUCCAAAAGAUGACAAAGCCAAAUUCCACUUAAAAACAACUGCUGAGCUCCUCAUGUGUGAUGCUGAUGCCUUGGAAGAUGCAUUAUGUAAGCGUGUCAUGAUCACCCCUGAGGAAGUUAUAAAACGGAGCCUUGAUCCCCAGAGUGCAGUAAUCAGCAGAGAUGGCUUGGCAAAAACAAUUUAUUCUAGGCUUUUUGACUGGUUGGUGGACAAGAUUAAUAAUUCAAUCGGGCAAGACUCCAAUUCUAAAUCUUUGAUCGGGGUCCUUGAUAUCUAUGGUUUUGAAAGCUUUAAAUCUAACAGUUUUGAGCAGUUUUGCAUUAAUUUCACAAAUGAGAAGUUACAGCAACAUUUCAACCAGCACGUGUUUAAAAUGGAACAAGAAGAAUAUACGAAGGAGCAGAUUGAUUGGAGCUACAUUGAAUUUGUUGACAACAAAGACGUUUUGGACCUUAUUGAAAAGAAACCGGGAGGAAUAGUAGCUCUCCUUGAUGAAGCUUGCAUGUUUCCAAAGUCAACUCAUGAAACUUUUUCGAACAAGCUUUAUCAAACAUUUAAGAAUCACAAGCGCUUUAUUAAACCUAAAUUGUCUCGAACAGAUUUCACUAUUUCUCAUUAUGCUGGCGAGGUGCAGUACCAGUCUGACCACUUUUUAGACAAAAACAAGGAUUAUGUGGUUCCUGAACAUCAAGAUUUAUUGAGUGCUUCCAAAUGUCCUUUUGUAGCAGGGCUUUUUCCACAACUUCCAGAAGAGACAUCAAAAUCUUCAAAAUUUUCUUCAAUUGGUUCUCGUUUUAAGCUGCAACUACAGCAACUAAUGGAGACACUAAACUCUACAGAGCCUCAUUACAUUAGAUGUGUGAAACCAAACAACCUCCUCAAACCUGCAAUUUUUGAGAAUGUUAAUAUUAUGCAACAACUUCGCUGUGGUGGUGUUUUAGAGGCAAUCAGAAUCAGUUGUGCUGGCUACCCUACUCGCCGUGCUUUCUUUGAGUUUAUAAACCGAUUUUCUCUCCUUGCUCCAGAGGUCGCAGAAGCAAACCAUGAUGAGAAGACUGUUUGCCAAAAGAUUCUGGAAAAGAUAGGGCUUAAAGGAUAUCAGAUCGGAAAAACAAAGGUAUUCCUAAGAGCAGGUCAGAUGGCUGAACUAGAUGCACGAAGAGCUCUAGUACUCAGUAAUGCAGCAAAAACUAUCCAACGGCGUGUACGAACCCACCAGGCUCGUAAACAUUAUCUUGCACUGCGAAAGAAGACCGUAUAUGUGCAGUCUCUAUGGAGAGGAAGACUUGCAUGCAAACUUUAUCAUAAUAUGAGAAGGGAGGCUGCUGCUGUGAAAAUUCAGAAGAACUUACGCAGAUAUGAAGCUUGGAAAGCCUAUACUAAACUCCAAGCAUCAGUACUUACUUUGCAAACAGCUUUAAGGGCAGUCUCUGCCCUUAAGGAGUUCAAACUUAGGAAACAGACUAAAGCUUCCAUUAUUAUUCAGGCUCGGUGGCGAUGCCACAAAGCUGCUUCAUAUUAUAAGAGGCUCAAGAAAGGUUCAAUAGUUGCACAAUGCCGAUGGAGGGGGCGUGUGGGCAGGAAAGAACUUAGGAAACUGAAAAUGGCUGCAAGAGAAACUGGCGCGCUUAAAGAAGCAAAGGAUAAACUUGAAAAACGAGUGGAGGAACUCACUUGGCGUCUCCAACUUGAAAAAAGUUUAAGGACUAACCUAGAAGAAUCCAAAGCACAAGAGAUUGCAAAACUGCAGAAUUCACUACAGGAGAUGCAGAACAAAGUUGAAGAAACCAAUGCUAUGCUUGUAAAGGAGCGAGAGAAUGCAAAGAAAGUUAUUGAAGAAGCACCUCCGGUUAUUAAAGAAACUCAGGUUAUUGUUGAAGACACUCAGAAGAUUGAAUCACUAACCGCAGAAGUUGAGAGCUUAAAGACUUCUCUUGAGUCAGAGAAACAGAAAGCUGGUGACUUUGAAGGGAAAUACAAUGAAGCCAAAGCUUGUAGUGAAGAAAAGAGUGAAAAAUUAGAAGACACAGAGAAGAAGGUUCGUCAGCUCCAAGAAUCAUUAACCAGGCUAGAAGAGAAGAUUAAUAAUUUAGAAUCAGAGAAUCAGGUUCUACGUCAACAAGCUGUGUCUAUGGCACCUAAUAAGUUCCUCUCAGGACGCUCAAGAUCAAUUAUGCAGAGAAUUGACAGCGGACAUAUUGGAGUGGAAGCAAAGACACCGUUGGACAUGCAUAGCUCAUCAAUGAACCACAGGGAGUUCUCCGAAGUGGAGGAUAAACCGCAGAAGUCACUAAAUGAGAAACAACAGGAGAACCAAGAGUUGCUCAUUAGAUGUAUUGCACAACAUCUAGGCUUUGCUGGGAAUAGACCAAUUGCUGCCUGUAUCAUAUACAAAUGCCUCUUGCAUUGGAGAUCGUUUGAAGUUGAGCGUACUAGCGUUUUUGAUCGUAUAAUCCAAACUAUUGGCCAUGCAAUUGAGAAAACCCAGGAUAACAAUGAUGUCUUGGCUUAUUGGUUAUCCAAUGCCUCUACACUUCUCUUGCUACUGCAGCGCACACUUAAGGCAAGUGGUGCUGCUGGAAUGGCUCCUCAACGCCAUCGUCGGUCUUCAUCAGCAACACUGUUUGGGAGGAUGACACAAAGUUUCCGUGGAGCUCCAACGGGAGUUAAUAUUUCCCUAAUUAAUGGUAGCAUGAAUGGUGGAGUAGAUACAUUAAGACAAGUUGAAGCCAAGUACCCAGCUCUACUUUUCAAACAGCAGCUUACAGCUUAUGUCGAAAAGAUAUAUGGAAUGAUUCGAGAUAACUUAAAGAAAGAAAUUUCUCCCUUGCUUGGAUUAUGCAUCCAGGCUCCCAGAACUUCCAGAGCGAGCUUGGUUAAGGGAUCAUCACGUUCAGUUGCAAACACUGAAGCCCAGAAAGCUUUGAUUGCUCACUGGCAGGGGAUAGUUAAGAGCCUUGGGAACUUCUUAAACACUUUGAAAGCAAAUCAUGUUCCCCCAUUUUUGGUUCGUAAGGUGUUCACUCAAAUUUUUUCUUUCAUCAAUGUUCAACUUUUCAAUAGUCUUCUUUUAAGACGGGAGUGCUGCUCAUUUAGUAAUGGAGAGUAUGUGAAAGCUGGUUUGGCUGAAUUGGAGCAUUGGUGUUAUAAGGCAACAGAUGAGUAUGCAGGUUCAGCCUGGGAUGAGCUCAAACAUAUUAGACAGGCUAUUGGAUUUCUGGUCAUACAUCAGAAACCAAAGAAAACACUCGAUGAAAUAAGUCAUGACCUGUGCCCAGUCCUCAGUAUACAGCAGCUAUAUCGGAUUAGCACCAUGUACUGGGAUGACAAGUAUGGCACACAUAGCGUGUCCCCUGAUGUCAUAUCCAAUAUGAGAGUGUUGAUGACUGAAGAUUCAAAUAAUGCAGUUAGUAAUUCCUUCCUGUUGGAUGAUGAUUCAAGCAUUCCGUUUUCUGUUGAUGACAUAUCAAAGUCAAAGGAACAGAUAGAUAUCUCUGAUAUCGAGCCCCCACCAUUAAUUCGUGAGAACUCUGGCUUUAGUUUCUUAUUGCCACGCUCAGACUGACAGCUUCCCUUACAGAUUUGGUCGACUGAUACUCUUACCUUCGCCGAGAUAUAAAGUCACAUUCAGUUAGAUGUUAUCAUGAGAAACUGAUUUUUUAUUUUUUUUGCUUUGGUUACAUCGGAAAGAAGAUUGUGUUUAACAUAAGAAAUUUAUUUAUUAGUAGUUUGAAAAGGGGAUGACAUAGUGCAGAUUUUACGUUGUGCAACUAGCUUUUGGGAUGGGAGUCAAAAGCAUAUAGCCUUUUCUCAUGAAAUUUUGACCACCUUUUUAUUUGGACUAGCCACUCGUCAGCACCUUGUUUUACUUAGAAGAUUUUGUACCUAGAAGCAUAGGAAUAUCACCAAAAUACAGGAAUUAUUGAU
This is a messenger RNA of Gastrolobium bilobum, 5152 nucleotides long. Its product is annotated as myosin-9-like. The record is from RefSeq and is a predicted model, not a curated record. The coding region runs from base 195 to 4790 and encodes 1531 amino acids. Gene Ontology annotation, biological process: vesicle transport along actin filament; actin filament organization; pollen tube growth. Gene Ontology annotation, cellular component: cytoplasm; myosin complex; vesicle. The transcript is spliced from 38 exons. Gene Ontology annotation, molecular function: actin filament binding; microfilament motor activity; ATP binding. Lineage: Eukaryota; Viridiplantae; Streptophyta; Magnoliopsida; Fabales; Fabaceae.